UAUGGCUUUUCACGCGCAGCCCUUGCAAAUUACUAACCAUAUGCAUCGCUUGGAUAUCUUUCUUCACAGCUUCUUGAUCCAAAUGUACGCGGCUUAUGGCAGCAUGGGCGAUGCUCUUGGAGUGUUUAGCACCAUUUUCCAGCCAAAUCAAGUCUUCUGGACGGCAUUGGUGCUCGGACGUGUGGACGCUCGUUUGCGCGCUCAAAGCUGGUUGAAGCUCGGUAGCCUUGAGGCUUGGCCGGAUACUUCACGAAGAGAUCACGAGCUUGGGGUUCCAGUUCCAGGGAGCCGUGAUCUCUUCAUUGGUCGAUUUCUACAGCAGCUGUGGGAGCAUGGACGAAGCGGAGCUGGUUUUUAGCUCGGUCUCGAGGAAGGAUGCUGUGAGUUGGAGCUCACUUAUCGCGGGCUACAGCCGCCAGGGAGACAGCGAUCAAGUGAUGUGAGGGGGGUGUCAAGCCGGACGGUGUAACUUAUGUCUCGGUGCUCACGACUUGCACCCGGGCUGGGAUGAUCGAGCAAGGCAAAAAGUUUUUCCAGGAGAUGAUGUCUAGGUGUGGAUUAGAUCCGGGCAUUGAGCACUACCACUGCAUGAUCGGCAUGCUGGGACGAGCAAAGCAGCUCGAGGAAGCUCUGGUGGAAGCUCAAAUAUGUUUGGAACAUUUUACCAUCUAUUCAUAAUUUAUAAACUUUGUUAAAUAUUUAUAUGUUCUACCAUCAAAAUUAAUUGGUUUAACGUUU
Messenger RNA from Selaginella moellendorffii, 738 nucleotides. RefSeq lists its product as uncharacterized. Bases 2 to 358 code for a protein of 118 amino acids. Lineage: Eukaryota; Viridiplantae; Streptophyta; Lycopodiopsida; Selaginellales; Selaginellaceae. The transcript has 2 exons. The record is from RefSeq and is a predicted model, not a curated record.